GAGCAUGUCAGUAUAUGCGAGUCGUUGGUUCCAAGAACUUAUCGUAGUCUGGUUUUACUACUAGGAUGAACGUAGUGCUGGGCCCGGACUGGCGCUACUGUCCGGUCAUGACGGGUAUGACGUAUGUGCGCACACAACUGGUUACCGGUCAACCUAAAAUAGAAGCCCGCUGACCUAGCCCUUCGCCUCAAAAACUGGGGGCUCCAAAGUUUUCGCAAGCCUAGUCGCUUCUUUGUCCCUUCACGCUUGCACACUAGUGAACUGACAAUACAGGAUGGCGUUUUACUUUCACGGACUGCCCAUAGGAUGGGUGGCCAUCAUGCUGGCACUCGUAGCGUCAAUGGGUGGUUUCAUCUUCGGCUAUGACACUGGUCAGAUAUCCGAUAUCUUAUUGAUGAACGAUUUCCUCCUUCGCUUUGCGACCUGCUCAACACCUGGCGAUGUAUCGACUUGUUCAUUUUCUACUGUGCGGGAAGGUCUCAUCGUUUCUCUUCUCUCCAUUGGAACCCUCGCUGGUGCGCUUUUCGGUGCUCCCACCGCUGACUUCCUUGGACGCCGUUAUGCCAUGUCCGUGGAGUGUGUAGUGUUUAUCGUCGGUGUCAUCAUUCAGAUAGCUUCGAAUCAUGUUUGGCAGCAAUUUGCUGUCGGUCGAUUUGUUAGCGGCUUGGGUGUUGGGGCGCUUAGUGCUGCCGUUCCGAUGUAUCAAGCCGAGACUGCUCCGCCUCAGAUCCGUGGCACUUUAACCGCAACAUACCAACUGUUCAUUACGCUCGGUAUCUUAGUGGCUUACUGUAUCUCCAUUGGAACCCGGAACGUCUCUGGCUCCGGUUCAUGGCGCAUCGUUGUUGGUGUCGGCAUAUUGUGGGCACUGAUUCUCGGCAUUGGCAUCCUCUUCAUGCCAGAGAGUCCUAGAUGGCUUGCCGCACACGGCAGAAUGGAGGAGGCUCAGAUAUCUCUCGCGCGCUCUCGUGGUAUUCCCAAGGAAGAGGCAAAGAGCCACCCCAUCAUCCUUCGCGAAGUCGAGGAAAUCAGGUCUUCAGUCGAAUACGAAAAGCAGGUUCGCGGCGGGUGGAUUGAUUGCUUUAGGCCACAAAACAAGACUCUCUACCGUACUCUUCUUGGAAUGAGUCUACAGAGCCUUCAACAGCUCACCGGCGCCAAUUACUUCUUCUACUACGGCGCAACUGUGUUCAAAGCAGUAGGUCUCAGCGACUCAUUUGUGACUCAGAUCAUUCUCGGUACUGUCAACUUUGUCUGUACAUUCGGCGGAAUGUAUGUCCUCGAACGGUUUGGUCGUCGCAGACCUCUGAUCAUUGGAGGGAUCUGGCAAUCAGCAUGGCUUUUCGUCUUCGCCUCUGCCGGAACUGCUGUGGAUCCUACGACUCAUCCUGGCGUUGGAAAAUUGAUGAUCGUGUCAGCCUGCAUGUUUAUCUGGGGUUAUGCGAUGACUUGGGCUCCUGGUGUCUGGAUUCUCAUUGGGGAAACUUUUCCCACGCGGACCCGGGCCAAACAAGGCAGUCUGUCGACCGCCGCAAACUGGGUCUGGAAUUUCCUGUUGGCGUUCUUCACGCCAUUCAUCAGUAGUGCCAUAGGCUACCGCUACGGUUUUGUCUUUGCAGCUUGUAACUUGGCUGGAGCCGUAGUUGUCUAUUUCUUCCUUUACGAAUCAUCUAAUCUUUCACUAGAAAGUGUCAACAUGAUGUACACCGACCCCAACUGCAAACCUUGGACUUCCCGUGAAUGGGCUCCGCCCGGGUUUACCUCGCGUCAGGAUCUCAUAGACCAAACCAGAGCCGAGGAGGCGGGUAAACCCCCUGCGUCCGGCGCAACCGAGGAGGGCAGGAUCGAGAAAACUUCUGAUUCAUCCAAUGGAGGAUCAUAGAGUCGAGUGCUGCCGUAAUUAAUUUCGAGCAGAUGCACAGUUACCCUUUCAAAUAACCUGUAUUUGUGCUAAUGAUAUCAUUUUCUGUGACGCUCUUA
Messenger RNA from Suillus paluster, 1980 nucleotides. Its product is annotated as general substrate transporter. Gene Ontology annotation, cellular component: membrane. Bases 275 to 1882 code for a protein of 535 amino acids. Gene Ontology annotation, biological process: carbohydrate transport; transmembrane transport. Lineage: Eukaryota; Fungi; Basidiomycota; Agaricomycetes; Boletales; Suillaceae. Gene Ontology annotation, molecular function: carbohydrate:proton symporter activity. The transcript has 13 exons. The record is from RefSeq and is a predicted model, not a curated record.